Molecule: messenger RNA, 380 nt
Organism: Triplophysa dalaica
Lineage: Eukaryota; Metazoa; Chordata; Actinopteri; Cypriniformes; Nemacheilidae
Product: histone H2B-like
Exons: 1
Coding region: 3-377 (124 amino acids)
Cellular component (GO): nucleosome
Molecular function (GO): structural constituent of chromatin; protein heterodimerization activity; DNA binding
Source: RefSeq, a predicted model, not a curated record
UCAUGCCUGAACCAGCCAAACCCGCGCCCAAGAAGGGCUCUAAGAAGGCCGUCACCAAGACCGCCGUUAAGGGAGGAAAGAAGCGCAGAAAGUCCAGGAAGGAGAGUUACGCCAUCUACGUGUACAAAGUGCUCAAGCAGGUCCACCCCGACACCGGCAUCUCUUCCAAGGCGAUGGGCAUCAUGAACUCUUUCGUCAACGACAUCUUCGAGCGCAUCGCCGGUGAGUCGUCUCGUCUCGCGCACUACAACAAGCGCUCCACCAUCACGUCGAGAGAGAUCCAGACCGCCGUGCGUCUGCUGCUGCCCGGUGAACUCGCCAAACACGCCGUGUCCGAGGGCACCAAAGCCGUCACCAAGUACACCAGCUCCAAGUAAAGC